This is a messenger RNA of Cajanus cajan (pigeon pea), 2235 nucleotides long. RefSeq names its product WRKY transcription factor WRKY24. Gene Ontology annotation, molecular function: DNA-binding transcription factor activity; sequence-specific DNA binding. Lineage: Eukaryota; Viridiplantae; Streptophyta; Magnoliopsida; Fabales; Fabaceae. Gene Ontology annotation, biological process: regulation of DNA-templated transcription. The record is from RefSeq and is a predicted model, not a curated record.
ACUUUCAUGGAUACCUUCCCAGAAAUGUCUUCUCAUUUCCCAUCCUUUGUCAUUCAACACGUAACCAUUUUCUUCCCUCCAUGUUAUUAAGCCAAACCCUUCCAUUUUCAUUUCUUUUUCUCUCAUACCCUCUUCUUCUUCUUCUUCUUCUUCUUCUUCUUCUGCUAAUUACUCUGCACACAUUUUUAAUUUUUUUUAUUUUUAUCUCAACACCAUUCAUGACCACUUCUUUCUCUGACCUUCUUUCUUCUCCCACCACCGACAACAACCUCGGAGGCUCCGAAAGACCUCUGGAGUUGUGGGAUCAUCAAACAGGUUCAGGUGUGCCAAAAUUCAAGUCCACACCCCCUCCCUCUCUCCCUCUCUCUCACCCUCCUAACAAUCAUUCUCUUCCACCCUUUUCUCCUUCUUACUUUUCCAUCCCUCAUGGGUUAAGCCUUGCUGAACUUCUUGACUCCCCGGUUCUCCUUCACUCUUCUAGCGUUUUGCCAUCUCCAACAACUGGAUCAUUUGCUGGUCAAGGCUUCAGUUGGAAGAGCAGUUAUGGGGAAAGCGAGCAACAUGUCAAAGAAGAAGACAAAAGCUUCUCAAGUUUCUCCUUCCAAAAACAAACACACCCUCCUCUUCCAUCUUCAACCGGAUUUCAAUCUUCAACCCGCAUAGUUCAAAACGGAUGGAGUUUUCCGGAAACUGCUAAACAAGAUGGUUUUUCUUCAAGAAUGAGUAUGAAUAUGGUGAAAACUGAAACCUCUUUUGAGAAUAACAACCACAAGGGUAGUUUUCAAUCAGAUUAUAAUAAUUACCAGCCACCGCCACCACCACCACAAGUUCAGACUUUAAGCAGAAGGUCAGAUGAUGGCUACAAUUGGAGGAAAUACGGGCAAAAGCAAGUGAAAGGAAGUGAAAAUCCAAGAAGCUACUACAAGUGCACAUACCCCAAUUGCCCAACAAAGAAAAAGGUUGAAAGGUCCUUAGAGGGGCAAAUUACUGAGAUAGUUUACAAAGGCACUCAUAACCAUCCCAAGCCUCAGGCUACCAAGAGGAACUCAUUGUCUGCCCCAUCACUUGCAAUUCCUCACUCAAAUAUUGUCAGCAAUGAAACACCACAUCAAAUAAUGGAUUCGGUUGCCACUCCAGAAAACUCAUCCAUAUCAAUGGAAGAUGAUGAUUUUGCUCAUAGUAAAUCAGGAGGAGAUGAGUUUGAUAAUGAUGAACCUGAUGCCAAAAGAUGGAGGAUAGAAGGUGAAAAUGAGGGAAUAUCAGCUGUAGGAAGUAGAACAGUGAGAGAACCCAGAGUUGUGGUUCAGACAACCAGUGACAUCGAUAUUCUAGAUGAUGGAUACAGAUGGAGGAAAUAUGGGCAGAAAGUAGUCAAGGGAAAUCCAAAUCCAAGGAGUUACUACAAGUGCACAUUCCCAGGAUGUCCAGUGAGAAAGCAUGUAGAGAGAGCCUCACAUGAUCUAAGGGCAGUGAUCACAACCUAUGAGGGGAAACACAACCAUGACGUGCCUGCGGCACGUGGCAGUGGAAGCAACCCUAUCAAUAGAUCAUUGCCAAACAAUACCACAAACAACACCACUAGUGCAGCCACUUCUACAUACGCUAACAAUUCUCUUCUUAGACCAGAAAGGCCAUCACAGUUCAACCCCAAUAUGCAGCAGAACUCAGGAAGUUUUGGAUUCUCAGGGUUUGGGAACCCAAUGGGGUCAUACAUGAAUCAGCAAUCAGACAAUGUGUUCCCCAAGGAGGAGCCUGGAGAUGACUCGUUUCUUGACUCUUUGCUAUGUUAAAGGAAUAUUAUCUUUUGCAUAGCCUUGGAUGGUUGGAAUUUUUGGAAGGGAUUGGUUUAAGAUUUUACUUGACCAAUAAGAUCGAUUAUUCAUUACUUUUUUUUUUUGGACAAAAUUUAGAUGUGAUAGUUUAGGUAAUUUUUUGUGGUUAUUCUCGAUUCAAAAUUAGAAUUUCAUUUCGGUAAUCUACUAUGUUGACAGUAAAGUUUAACAUAUAGAUUAUUUAGGUGAAAUUCUAAUUCUGAUGAAAAAAUAUCACUAAAAAUACUUAAGAAAUUGCAUAUAAUUUUUAUCCAUUUUUUGUUUCAUUUGUUUUAUUGUAUAUUUCCACACCCACAGGAUUGGUAUAUAUACAGUAUAUUUCAUUAUUAAUUGUUAUAUGCUACACAGGUGUUUGUAAAGUUUUUCUUAUCAUUAUUUUAGGAAUCUUGUGAUUUCAGUUUGA